Messenger RNA from Onychomys torridus (southern grasshopper mouse), 3901 nucleotides. RefSeq names its product CUGBP Elav-like family member 5 (gene Celf5). The record is from RefSeq and is a predicted model, not a curated record. Gene Ontology annotation, biological process: mRNA splice site recognition; regulation of alternative mRNA splicing, via spliceosome. The transcript is spliced from 9 exons. NCBI's taxonomy places the organism in Eukaryota, Metazoa, Chordata, Mammalia, Rodentia, Cricetidae. Gene Ontology annotation, molecular function: mRNA binding. Bases 1 to 1032 code for a protein of 343 amino acids. Gene Ontology annotation, cellular component: cytoplasm; nucleus; ribonucleoprotein complex.
AUGAUCCACAGGUCCCAGCUCACCCUCUGCACCCUGGAGGUCAGAGCUGUGGCAAUCAUCCUUCGGUCUGUCCCUCACCUCUACCUCCCUCUCUCCCCAGGCUGUGCCUUCGUGAAGUUUUCUUCCCACACAGAGGCCCAGGCGGCCAUCCAUGCCUUGCAUGGCAGCCAGACCAUGCCAGGGGCCUCCUCCAGCCUGGUGGUCAAGUUCGCCGACACGGACAAAGAGCGGACUCUGAGGCGCAUGCAGCAGAUGGUUGGCCAGCUGGGCAUCCUGACGCCGUCCCUCACCCUGCCCUUCAGCCCCUACAGUGCCUACGCCCAGGCUCUCAUGCAGCAACAGACGACAGUGUUGUCCACCUCCGGCAGCUACCUGAGCCCGGGCGUAGCCUUCCCCCCUUGCCAUAUCCAACAGAUCGGCGCCGUCAGCCUUAACGGUCUGCCUGCCACGCCCAUCGCCCCCACCUCCGGGUUACACUCGCCCCCACUGCUAGGCACUGCCGCCGUUCCUGGCCUGGUGGCGCCCAUUCCCAAUGGCUUCCCAGGCGUCCUGCCCUUCCCUGGGAGCCACCCCGCCCUGGAGACUGUGUAUGCCAAUGGCCUCGUCCCCUACCCAGCUCAGAGCCCCACUGUGGCAGAGACCCUCCACCCUGCCUUCUCCGGAGUCCAGCAGUACACAGCCAUGUACCCCACCGCGGCUCUCGCGCCUGUGGCGCACGGCGUCCCGCAGCCUCCGCACCUCCUGCAGCAGCAGCGCGAAGGUCCCGAAGGCUGUAACCUGUUUAUCUACCACCUCCCCCAGGAGUUUGGAGACACGGAGCUGACCCAGAUGUUCCUCCCCUUCGGCAAUAUCAUCUCCUCCAAGGUGUUUAUGGAUCGGGCUACCAACCAGAGCAAGUGUUUCGGAUUCGUGAGCUUUGACCACCCGGCCAGCGCGCAGGCGGCCAUCCAGGCCAUGAACGGCUUUCAGAUCGGUAUGAAGAGGCUGAAGGUGCAGCUGAAGAGACCCAAAGACCCAGGACACCCGUACUGACCACGCCCACAGCCCCUCCGCUGUGGGUCUGGCCCCAGGUGAGCCGCCAGGCGGCCUGUGCCCUGCCCAGCCCUGGUGUGGUCCAACCCUCCUCCCCUCCCGAGCUCACGCUCCACACCCCGGGGGCGGGAGCCAUGCUCCAGGAAGCCAGUGGGGACACAGCCCUCCCCCAUCACCUUCGCUUGGGUGGCACAGGGUGGGAUUCGGGUGGGGAGGUGGAGAGAAAGCUAGGCGCUCCCGCCAGGGGGGCUUCCCAGGGAACGUUUUGAAGGAUGAAUAGACGCUCAUCCAGAAGUGGGCGUGUGGGCCUGGUGCAGGGUGUGAUGGGCGGGGCUUCUGUCCCAUCCUGGGAAGCUGUCCCCCUCCAGGAAGCACACGUCCCAGGUCUGGGUCCCUAGUUGGAACUUGGAAUAGCCAGUUAAGCUUGGCCCAGAACUGAAGCAGAGGGGACGGGAGCCCGCCACAGCCUUCCGGCCCCCCACCUCUGUCCCCACCGGCUCCCAUGGACCCCGAGAGCCCUGUCUUCUAAUUACAUGCCCAGUGGGUUCACAAAACCCAGAGCGUACGCCACUCACAAUCUCGCAAAAACAAACAGAAAGCCAGAUAUACCCAAAACAAGCAAAAAAAAACACAAAACCCCAAAUGUCAGAUUCCCAUCCAACCACCUUCUCGGCGCUCUCUUUGGAACUGAGCUGAUUUUAAAGGUGGAGCCAGCGGCCGGCCUCAUGGGAGGGGACAGCUCGGCCACCGGCUGCCACCACCUACAGAGAGCCUGGAAAUACUUUUGAUUUUUCCCCUUUCUUCCUUCCUUCCUCCCUCCCUCCCUCCCUCCCUUCCUUUUUUUCUUUUUCCUUCUCUUUUCUGAUCACCUGAGGGCCCAGGGUCUGGUAGAGGUCAGCAGUGUUUAGUCCUUCAGUGUUUUUUGUUUGUUAUCUGAGUUUUAUUUAUUUUGGUUUCGAUGAGGAAACCUGUCAAUCAGGAUCAAACCCCCAGCACAUCUGCCAGGUCUCCACUUUUAGCCCAGUGUCCUGUGGAUCUCUGCUCUGGGCUGGGGAGGAACCAGUCUAUACAUAUCCCCAAACUGAUGGUGACUGUCAGGAACUGCGGGUUUGAAAACACGGACUUUUCUUACCAGGACAAACGUGAAGUGGAGCAGGGCGUUCUGUGCCCCACUCCCCUCCCCUCCACGGCUCCCUAAUGCGCCCCCAUAUCCUCCCUGGGUUGAGUGGUCCCCACUUCCAACCACCCCAGGACUCUUAUGUAAAUUACAGCCAAGUUUGGACACCAGCCCUCCCAGUGACCCCCUUCCCCAUCUGUCCCCCCACGCAGUCCCCCCAAUUCCAAAGCCACUGAGCGCCACAUGGGCAUAGAAUGCCCCGUGGUGUGUGUGGGUGGGGGGAGACAGGAGUCUGAGCCCAGGUCUGAGGGGUCCAUACACUGCCAAUCACCAUCUGCCCCUCGACUUGGGGGCACCCCCUGUCGGACUCGGAGGCCUUCCAGGCCAGCCAGCACCCCCUAGCCAGAACCCCCACUUCCCGCCUCCUGUAGCCGCGCCCAAGAGCGCAUCAUAGACUAUGUAUUUUUGGAGUAUGAAACGCAGGGGCCAAACGGUGGCUCCGAGCCGGCCACUCACCGGGACCAAGGACUGACGAGGCCGGCUGGAGGCCGCCCCCCACCGGACGCCAAACCAGGACCCCGCCAACACCAUAUACCUCCGGUUCCUGGGGUCCCCACGGCUGCUGCCACUGCCCGCGUCCAGGGCCGCCCUCCUCCCCUCCCGCUUUCACGGCCUUACUUGGGUGACCAGGUGUCCUUAGCUUCCCUUGGGGAAGCCUCCUGCCCCCCACUGUCCCCAGGUGCCCCCCACUGCCCCUCAGGUACCCCCAGGUGUCCCCCGCCCCCUCCGUCCUCCUCACCGCCCCCAGAUGUCCCCCGCCGUCCUCCAAUCACCAGCCUUGAACUGAAGGUCUCCACCGAGGUCGCCCGAGUCGGACGUGGCCACACAGACCGCCAGACCCGGUUGCUGACGCCGCGGACUCCGCACGCUGAUUCUUUUCUCUCCUUUUUAUUUGUGGUCUUUUUCCAGACCACAAGGAAGGGCGGGGGUGGGGGGUUCGCUGAUAAUCCGCUUCUGUUUCCUAGCUGGGGGUUGGGAGGACUUGGGUGGGGAGCCGCCCCUGUAUAUUACCCCCUGCCCACGCGCCCACCGCAAAGCACAGAGUCGUUAGUUUGGACAUCCCACCACGGGGAGGGGGGUCCGCAUCCCUUCUGACGAGUCCAAAAGCAAAACACAAGAGACAAAAAAAAUUUUAAGGUUUAAGAAAGUGCAAAAACAGAUUUUUAAAAAAUCCCUUUCGUUUCUACCAACAUGUUUGUUGACUGCUCCAAAACAAAGGGAAAAAAGUCAAAAAAAAAAAAAAAAAGAGGGAAAAACUCCCCCGGAUUCCGCCCGCCUCGUUUCGCGUCCCCUGUUCUGAGCAUUCCUACAGUGAGACUGUGUUCCGUCCGGUGCCAGCCUGUGUCCGCGCGGGGCGCCCGCCCAGUGCGUGCUGGCGUGCGCUGGCCUGCACACCGUCUAGUUCAUGUUUACGAGCUGUAAAUACCAUUUUUAUACUCCACUCGAGAAACCCUAUGUGAUUUGUACGACGGGCUUUAUUUCUGCUACGACGAAUUUCGUGAAAUUUCAACUUCAACCUGAAUGUUGGAGACGGCAGAGAGAGGGCGGGACGGCGGAGGGCGGAGAGGAAAUGCGGGCUGUGGGCCCCUGCCUCCUGCCCCUGUGUGCGGGGACGAGUCUCAGCGCCAAAUCACCUCUCUGGUCUGGAAGAAAAAAACGAAAAGUUUAUUUAAUAAAAGUUUUACUUGUUAA